Messenger RNA from Aedes aegypti (yellow fever mosquito), 1914 nucleotides. RefSeq names its product maltase A3. Gene Ontology annotation, biological process: carbohydrate metabolic process. NCBI's taxonomy places the organism in Eukaryota, Metazoa, Arthropoda, Insecta, Diptera, Culicidae. The record is from RefSeq and is a predicted model, not a curated record. The transcript is spliced from 4 exons. Bases 38 to 1876 code for a protein of 612 amino acids.
UGUGCUGGUUACACGCGCUGUGCACGUUUUCUUUGCGAUGCUGCCGCGAAUUUUGUGCGUUUCGUUACUGUUCAUGAUCCUGGUGGGAGUCUACGCAAGAAGGCCACUUGGGAUCAGAGAAGCAUUGUUGGCGUUGAAGAAGAAUCCACCCGCGGACAAUAAUUGGUGGAAAACGGCCAUUUUCUAUCAGAUCUAUCCACGAUCGUUCAAAGACAGUGAUGGCGAUGGGAUUGGAGAUCUUAAGGGGAUCAUGGAAAAGUUGCCGUACCUGAAAGAGCUGGGCAUCCAAGGUUUCUGGAUGUCGCCAAUAUUCAAAUCUCCUAUGGCCGAUUUCGGUUACGAUAUUUCUGACUACUACGACAUUCAACCCGAAUAUGGAACGCUGGCUGAUUUCGAUCGGUUGGUCGCGGAGGCCAAAAAACUCGGUCUGAAAGUGAUUUUGGAUUUCGUGCCCAAUCAUUCGAGUGAUGAAAAUGAGUGGUUCAAAAAAUCGGAAAAUGGUGAAGCAGGUUUUGAAGAUUUUUACGUUUGGCAUCCGGGUAGACCUAACCCAGCGGAUCCUUCGAAACCUUUACCGCCUAGCAAUUGGGUGAGUUUCUUCCGUGGAAGCGCCUGGCAAUGGAGCGACAAGCGUAAGGAAUACUACUUGCAUCAGUUCUCGGUGAAACAGCCAGACUUGAACUAUCGCAAUCCGAAAGUCGUUGAGCAGAUGAAGGACGUGAUGCGGUUCUGGUUGAAGCGAGGAGUCGACGGGUAUCGCAUUGAUGCGGUACCGACGCUGUUCGAAAUCGAAGAAGAUGCGGAAGGCAACUACCUCGAUGAACCGUUGAGUGGCAACACAAAUGACCCAAACGAUCCUGGCUACACUAUACAUGUGUACACGCAAGAUCGCAACGAGACGUUAGAUAUGGUUUAUCAGUGGAGGUCAGUGUUGGACGAAUUUCAACGAGAGAAUGGAGGCGAUGCAAGAGUUAUGAUGACCGAGUCGUACUCGAGGAUCGACAUUGUAAUGAAGUACUAUGGCAACGAAACCGUGCCGGGAUCGCACAUUCCGUUCAAUUUCAGGUUCAUAACCGACUUGGGCAAGGACUCGUCAGCUCAGGACAUAGAGAAUACGAUCAAAUAUUGGAUCAGCAACAUGCCCACCACGAAAGGACUGGUCGCUAACUGGGUGAUGGGAAACCAUGAUCAACAUCGCGUGGCGAGUCGGUUCGGCGAAAACAAGAUUGAUAUUAUGAAUAUGAUUCUGCUGUCUUUGCCGGGCGUGGGUAUUUCGUACAAUGGCGAAGAAAUUGGCAUGACGGACGUGUGGAUUUCGUACAACGACACGGUAGAUCCAGCGGCUUGCAAUGCCGGCCCCGAUAAGUACCAGUACACAACGAGGGACCCCGAGCGAACACCGUUCCAGUGGGACGACAGCAAGGAUGCAGGAUUUUCAACGGCCAACAAGACGUGGCUUCCGAUGUCGCCCACCUACAAGGAGGUCAACGUGAAAGUCGAACUGGCCGCGAACAAUAGCCACCAGAAGGUCUACCGAAAACUGGCGGCGUUGCGGAGAAGUUGGACAAUGCAGAAAGGUUCGCUCAAGACGGCUGUCGACGGAAACGUGUUGGUUAUUUUCAGAGAGUUGAAGAAUUUCGAUACCAUUGUUACAUUGGCUAACGUGGGAGGUUCACAGCAGACUGUAGACGUGUCCCGUAUGGGAUAUAUGCCGCUAAAAGGAUUCGGACAGUAUCGUAUCGUAUCGGUGAACUCCGGACAUCAUGAAGGGGAACCCGUUGCCGUCAACCGAAUCGUACUGGAACCAUACGAAUCGAUCAUGAUUAGUGCAACCAGUAACUAUUAUUACUAUGAAGUCAUACCAUCAUUAGGUUAAUUAACCUUGAAUAAGAGCUUCACUUGAUUCUCAAUGUA